Molecule: messenger RNA, 261 nt
Organism: Entrophospora sp. SA101
Lineage: Eukaryota; Fungi; Glomeromycota; Glomeromycetes; Entrophosporales; Entrophosporaceae
Source: the annotation of a GenBank genome assembly
AUGGGUUCAAUUAUUAUAUCAACUGUACUCGUAAAAUCUGUAACAAAAAAUAAUGACAUUACAAUAGGACAAUUAUUGUUUAGAACCAGUGAUGAGGAAUUCCAAAUUGUAAUAUCUCAAAUGAUAUAUUUGAUAUAUCUAGAUUUAAAUUAUGAUAAAUCAAAAGAAAAAUACGAAUCUCUUCCUAACUCAGUACCGUAUGCUAUUUUCAAUGAUGAAGUUCAUGAUACAGACAAAAAAUUGGAAGAAGAUGAAGAUUGA